CCGCGGCCUGUGGAAGCGCCGCGCUCCGCUCCGCGCCGGCCGCUCGCGGCGCCGCCAUGUACCCGGCCUGGGGCCUCUACGGGGCGGCGGGGCACUACCCGCCGCCGCCCACCUCCAUCCCGCCGCCGCCGCUCCCCAUGCCUCCGCCCAGCGUGCCGCCGCCCGCCGUGCCGCCGAUGCCGCUGCCCGGCUACCCGCCGCCGGGCCCCGCGCCCCCCGCCGCCGCUCCGCCGCCGCCGCCGCCGCCCAGCGGCACGUCGGGCUUCCUGAGCCUGCAGGAGCAGCACCUGGCCCAGCUGCAGCAGCUCCAGCAGAUGCACCAGAAGCAGCUGCAGUCCGUGCUGCUGGGGCCGCCGCCGCCUCCGGGGCCGCCCCCUCCGGGUCUGCCCCCGCCGCCGCUGCCCGGCUCCUUCCCGGACUGGCAGCAGCCUCCUCCCGCCGUGCCGCCGCCGCCGGUGCGCAGCUACCAGAAGCAGUUUUCGCACCGCGAGCCGCCCCCCAACGCCCGCAAGCCGCCCCCCAACGCCGCUUCCCGGGAGCGCGACGGCGCGGAGCCGCCCGCCGGGCACGGCGAGUGGGGCGAGCCCGCGCCUUCCGAGCCCGUGCCCAUGGACAUGGAGCUGUCGUCGCCGCCGCAGUCCCCGCAGCCCGCCGCGCAGCCCUACCUGUCCUCGCAGCCCUACCUGCCGCCGCCCGCCUCCUCCCCGCCGCCGCAGCCCUACCUGCCCCGCCCGCAGGCCUCGCAGCCGCCGCCCGCCUUCUCCGAGCCGCCCCCCUCCUACCUGGAGCCCCCCCCGAGCGGCGCCGCGCCGCCCUUCCUGCCGCCCCCCGCGCAGCCCUACCUGCCCCCUCCGCAGCCCUACCUGCUGCCCGCUCAGGCCUCUCCCUCGCAGCCCGCUCCGCCCGGCCCCGCCGCCAAGGCCGCCCAGCCCCGCUUCGCGCCCCAGCCCGCCGCCCUGCCCGAGGGGGGCGCGGAGGGAGGCGCGGAGCAGCGAGGCACCCCGCAGCCCGACCCUGCCACAAUGACGCCCCAGGAACAGCAGCAAUACUGGUACCAGCAGCACUUGCUUAGUCUACAGCAAAGAGCAAAAGCCCAUGCUCAGGGACAGCAGCAAAUGAAAGGCCCGGGAGUAGGGAAGGAUUCAUCUGAACAGAGAGCAAAGUCUGAAGAAGGGAAAGUGAGUGCUUCAACUACACAGUCUGAACCUCCUCCACUUAAUGAAUCCUUGCCUCCAGCAUCUAAGGAAGAUGAAUCUUCUCUUACAUCCACUGAAACUCAGCUUAAUAUUGAUCCUCCUGAUGACCCUGAGGAAGAUUUGAGAUUGCAGCAGUUGCAAGCAGCAGCAGCUCAAUGGCAGCAGCAUCCCCAUCACCGAGUUGGAUUUCAGUACCAGAGAAUAAUGCAGAAGCAUGCCCAGCUGCAGCAGAUAGUGCAGCAGUAUCAACAGAUCAUGCAACAGCCUCCACAUCUACAGACAAUGUCUGUGGAGAUGCAGCUGCGGCAUUAUGAAACACAGCAGAAACAGUUCCAGCAGCUUCAUAAAGACUGGGAGAGAUCAAUGAACCAACAGUGGCAGCAUCAGCUUCAAACAUAUCCUCAUAAAGACCAGCUUCAGGAGUAUGAGAAACAGUGGAAAGCAUGGGAUGAGCAGAUGAAGGUUACUCAGUCCCAUCUGCAGGAGAAAGUGAGCUCGCUUCAAAAUUUGAAGAAUCAGUAUCCUGCAAAUGUUUCGCUUCCACCUCCAUUUGUUCCAUAUUCCCAAUCUUCUCAGGGUGGCAUUCCUGUUAUGCCUCCAAAUUUGCCUUCAACUACGCCUCCACUGGUUCCCCCUCCUCUAUCUUCUGUAUCUCAGUUAUCCAACUCCUCUGUCCCUUCAGGAUCCAGUUCUCAAAGCAGUCAAUCUACUGAAACUCCAAGGCCAGCUCUGCUUCCCACUCCUGGUACCUAUGCAUCAAAAAUAUCUAGUUCACCUGUGUAUUCAGCUUACCAUUCUCAAGGAAGUUCAUCCUUCAGCUCUUCAGAACAUGGAAAGUCUCAAGUUCACCAUAAUAAACAAACAGAGCAAGGAUGUGGGGAGCUGAAAACCCCUUCUUCAUUGUCUUCAACAUACACACCUACCAUGCAGGAUAAACCAGUGAGAUCAGGCGGAUUGCUUCCAGAUCCUCCCAGAUCAGCACGUUUUGAAGGCCCCAGAGGUCCUCGAUUUGAUGGACCUCGAGGAAGAGGAGGAUAUGACAAAUUUGAAGGCUCAAGACCAAGAGGGCCACGUUUUGACUCCCAGCGCCCAGAAGGACACAGGUCACGUUUUGACCGACAGAAUACUGAUGGACAGCAUACGAGUAGAUGGGGCAAUAUCCCACGUGGACCAGCAGGACAGUUUUAUACUUCCCAAAAUACAUCACAUCCACAUGGUUCUCGACCUGGUGGUCCACGGUGGAGGGGGCCUAGGCCUCAUUUAGGACAGCAGCAGGCACAAACAGACUCAAGACCAGAAAACAAAGAGCCUUUUACAGAGGUAGCUGGUGAUCAGCAGACUGUAAGUGGAACACAGUCUCCUCCUGAUGUGAAAAGUACCAGUUCUGUUGAGCCAAAUGAAGACCUGGCCAACACUCAACAGGAACCAUCCAAAGCUGAAGUCAAAGAAACCACUUCAGACCCUCCUAAAAAGUGGACGUGGAGUUCACAUGAUCCUAACGAGCAAGUAGAAGAGUCUAAAGCAAGUACUUCACCUACUCCAAACCAGAAUUCAACAUCCCUUUCUAGUAACUCUGUAGCUUUGCAGUCAGGUGUUGCAAGGACAGGAGAUGCAGAAACCCCUGUAACAGGAAAUGAGGAUCUGGAUUCCACGGACAGUCAGUUGCUUGAUUCAGAUAGUUCCCAGGGCUUACCUGGGCCAGAAGGCAGAGGGAAAGGGUCUUUUAUGCAUGAAGAUAGAGGUAAGGGGCAUAUAAACAGAGGAAGAGGACAGGGUAGAGGACAGGGAGAUGGCCGUGGCUGGGGAAUGGGCCGUGGCAGAGGCAUGGGCAGGAUGGACGGCCGAGGAAUGGGCAGGAUGGAUGGCGGUCGGGGAAUGGGAAGAAUGGACGGUGGCUGGGGAAUGGGCAGGAUGGAUGAUGGCCAUGGCUGGGGAAUGGGCAGGAUGGACGAUGGCCGUGGCAGAGGAUAUGUCUACAGAGGCAGAGGGCAGGCUAGGCAGGCAUCUAUCCGUGGCAGGGGCAUGUUCAGGAGAGCAGGCAGCAGGGAAAGGAUGCCAGAUGGGCAGUCAGGGAGCAGGGAGAGAAUGCCAGAUGGACGAUCUGGCAGCCGAGAGAGGACAAUGGGCGGCCAAUCUGAUAGCCGGGAGAGGGUGAUGUCUAGCCGAGACAGAGAGCUAGCUGGGCGGCCAGGCAGCCGGGACAGGGGACAGCGGGCAGGCAGCCGAGAAAGAGGCCCUGUCAGGCGGGCGGGCAGCAGGGAGAGGGAGCCCAUGCGGAGGGCGGGCAGUAGGGAGAGGGAGCCCAUGCGGAGGGCAGGCAGCAGGGAAAGAGUCCCUGUCAGACGGGCAGGCAGCAGGGAGAGGGUCCCUGUCAGGAGAGCAGGGAGUCGUGAGAGAGGUCCUGUCAGGAGAGCGGGUAGUCGUGAGAGAGGUCCUGUCAGGAGGGCGGAUAGCCGGGAGAGGGAAGCAGGAGGCAAUAUGGAUAAACCAACUCACCUAGGAGAUGACCCUGAGAACAUGCCUCCUUAUCAUCGAGAUGAGGCACUCAGGGGUUCUUGGAGUCAUGAGGAUGAGAGAAUACAUGAGGAAUUUCCUUUGGAUAGUAGAGAUGACCCUUCAAUGGAACAUGAGCAUUUGGAUGACUGGGAAAGAGAACGAUACUGGAGAGAUCAUAACUCUGAUUAUCAGGAUGAUUCUGUAGAUCCCUAUGAUAGAGAUGACAGGAUGCCAUCUCACCACUCGAUGCCUCCGUUAUCUCCACUACCAGCACUACCUCAUUUAUCAUCUGAUCAUGACAGACGAGAUUCAUGGUGGGAUGACUGGAAAAGGCCAAGGGAGAGGGAACUAGAGAGAGAUCUAGAUAGAACUGGGAGAUCCUCAGACGUUUAUGAUCAAGAUUUGGACAGAGAAUGGGAUAAUAGAGACUGGGACAUGAGACCUAUGGAUGACAGAGAAAUGGGGAAUCGUGACCUGGAUAUUCCCCCACUACCACCACUACCACCCCUUCCACCUAUGGACAGAUACCGUGAAGACAGGUGGAGAGACGAUAGGAAUAGAGACCAUUAUGACAGAGACCUCCGAGACAGAGGUGAGCUAAGAAUUCGAGAGUAUCCAGAGAGAUACGACACAUGGCGGGAGAAACAAGACUUUGGUCCUGAAAGGAAUGAUUGGGAGAGGGAACGGUUGUCAGAUAGGUGGUAUCCAGAUGAUGGAGACAGAGUACGAUCUUUGGAUGGUCAGCUGGAUUCAUCCCUUCUUCCACCUUCACAUUCCUCUGAUAUGCUGGGAACAGAUUCCAGUCUGGACUCAGAACAGUCCUUGGGGGGAGUGAUGGUCCUGAGCCAAAGACAGCAUGAAAUAAUUCUGAAAGCUGCCCAGGAGCUCAAAAUGCUUCGAGAGCAAAAAGAACAGCUGCAAAAGUUGAAAGAGUUUAAACCUGACAUUUCCACGCAGGACUCUCCAAGACCACAGAACACAGGCACAAGGCCAGGUGCCUUUCAGGUCUCUUCUCAGCUAUCUUCAGAGGCACCAUUAGAAGCCCAAGCUAUUAAACCUUCUCCUGCUGUUAUUAUAAAGCCUCCCGUGUUGUUCAGACAGCCCACCCCUGUGACAAGACCACCUGCCCCACUGACAAGGCCUGCUACAGCUAUGACAAGGCCACAUACUCCAGUUUCUACUCCAACUACAACCCCAAGUCAUGGUCAGUCUUUAAAACCAUCACCUUCUGCUGUGGAACAGGAACGCUGGGAUGAGGAUUCUUUCCACGGACUCUGGGACACAAAUGAAGAUAAAGGAGCAAAUAUGGAAUAUGAUUUACGUAAACAGGAGUCAAUGAUGCCUCCACCAGUAUCCUCGCCUGUGAAAGUACCUGCUGUUCACACCUCUGUUCCAUCAUCUGUACCAGGAGCACUGCCUCCUGUUAUUCCACCGGUUCCUAAACCACCUGUAAUUCAGCAAACUGUGGAUUAUGGCCAUGGACGAGAUAUAACCACCAGUAAAGUGGAACAGAUUCCAUAUGGGGAGAGGGUAACUCUGCGUCCAGAACCUCUGCCAGAGAGGCAAACAUUUCAAAAAGAGCACCCUGGUCGUUACAACAGAGAAAGAGACCGUGAACCCUAUUUUGAGCGUCAGGGCAACUCAAAUGUGGAUCACAGGGAUUUCAAGAGAGAACGUGAAUUACACAGAGACCGUGGUUCUGUGGACUAUGACCGAGAGAGAUUUGAAAAAGAGCGUCAUCCCCGGGAUGAUAGGGUUCUUCCUACUCCGCCUUCAAGGACUCCAUCUUACCGUGACAAGAAAGACCAUCCCUCCGCCAGGAGGGGUGGAUUUGACAGACCACAAUAUGAAAGAAAGACAGAUCGUCCAGCGUAUGAUCAUGGGCCAUCUAUGUUUGGAGAAAAUUCUUCUGUCCAAUCACUGGAAUUUGAAGGUGAUCGUAGAAAUUACCCUGAGGAAAGGAUUCCUAUUUCUGCUCCGUCAAUGCCCCGUCAGCCACCACCUGCUCCGCGAGUGGAAAGGAAGCCAGAGUCUAAAAAUGUAGAUGAUAUUUUGAAGCCACCAGGACGAGAUAGCAGGCCAGAGAGGAUUGUAAUCAUCAUGAGAGGGUUGCCUGGCAGUGGAAAGACACAUGUAGCAAAACUCAUCAGGGAUAAGGAAGUAGAGUGUGGAGGACCUGCACCAAGGGUGCUCAGCCUUGAUGACUAUUUCAUCACUGAAGUAGAAAAGGAAGAGAGAGACCCAGAUACAGGGAAAAAAGUAAAAAAGAAGGUGAUGGAAUAUGAAUAUGAAGCUGAUAUGGAAGAGACUUACCGUACCAGCAUGUUUAAAACUUUCAAAAAGACACUGGAUGAUGGCUUCUUCCCCUUCAUUAUCCUUGAUGCUAUCAAUGACAGAGUGAGGCAUUUUGAGCAGUUUUGGAGUGCAGCAAAAACCAAGGGUUUUGAGGUGUACUUGGCUGAAAUGAGUGCAGAUAACCAGACCUGUUCCAAGAGGAAUAUUCAUGGACGCAAGCUAAAGGACAUCAGCAGGAUGUCUGAUCACUGGGAGGCAGCACCACGUCAUAUGAUGCGCCUGGACAUUCGUUCUCUGUUGCAAGAUGCUGCAAUUGAGGAGGUGGAGAUGGAGGAUUUUGAUGCAAAUAUUGAAGACCAGAAAGAAGAAGCCAAAAAGGAUACAACUGAGGAAGAAGAGAGUGAACUGGGUUACAUUCCGAAAAGCAAAUGGGAGAUGGACACUUCUGAGGCAAAGCUAGCGGAAGAAGCCACUUAAUGCUUGCAAAGACACGGCUACUCAGUAAUGUACUGAGUAAAGGCAACUGAGCUGGCACCAGAAGACUUGUUGAGAGAAGAGCUGAGAGAUGGUGAACUGAGUUUUGCAAACUGCUCAACUAUCAAAAUCCAGUGUGUUGUGGGGACUCUGUCAGGGCCAGUGAACACUCAGGACUCACUUCUGGAACAUCACAUGCUGUUUUCAGGUGAUGUCAGUGCCAUGCUCACACAGAAUGCUUCCCAAGCUGGAUCCAGCAUCACUUGCAAAGAGAGGAGCUGCUCUGCAAAGACUGCUGCUGCCAUUGGCUUCCAGACAAUAACAACUGCAGACAGCUCAGCUUGACAGCACUUGACCCUGUGACUGAUGCAGCAGGGCAUGCAGUUGUUCUGGGGGAGAAGGAAGACCUCACAAUGGUAACAGGCAGGAUACUGACUGAGGCCUUCAUGUUCAAUAUUUGUUGAGAAACAGGUCUUCAGAACUGUAUUUGGGAUAGCCCCACAUCUGUCCUGGGCUCUGAUUCUUGACAGUCUUCCUUGUGGCUGCUCAGAAAUACUUCUCCGGAGAGAAUUCCCUCUGGAAUGAGGUGAUUCCUUCUAGAACUUGAAAUGCAGUGUCUUCCUAAGUAAACCCACCAUCCUCAAGGAUUUGGUUUUCAAACUGGGAUCCUAAUUCAAGCACAGAAAGCACUGCUGCCAGAAUCCUGAUUACAUGGCAGGACAGAAGAUGCUCACACACAUAACAUAGUUCUCCAGCUAAGUGCUGCCCUGCGGGUGAGUACAGUGUUGUCACUCCUUCACUUGCAAUUAAUGAUGAAAGCUCCAUGAUGUUCCUGAAACAGAGCAUUUGUCACCAAUCAAGCAUCCCUGCUUUGGCUUGGAAAGGCAAGAGCUACUCACCAGGAUGGUGUUCCCAGCUCCCUGGUGCUGCUCUGCUCGGUCCUGCUCACGUCCGAGCUGCCUGUUCUCAGUUUCAGCAGCUUUUUAUGCCAUUCAGGUGGCACUGUUGUUAGCCAGCCCCAGGUGUACAAGGGGCACUUUCUAGUGGUUCUUCUGGAGCACCUGCCUUUACCCAAAGUUUGGGGUGAACAAGUGAAAAGUACCAGAGCUCAGAGUGAGCUUCACAGUGCUGUGCUGGGGCACAGCCUUCAACAAAAGAAACACAACACACUGAGGAGCCCGACUGAGGCCACGUGCUGCCAAAGCUGAGAAGAUCAGCUGUUCUGCUGAGGCCACAGCCAUAGCCCGUGGCACUUCCCAACAUGAACGGUUUCAGUACUGCUUGCAGUGAUUGCUCACAGGAUUUGGGUGCUGUGUCUUUAAAAUCACGAUUUCUAAAGCAUCAUCUCUUUGUAACUGUAGCUGCCGUUCCUAAAGAUUUUAUUUAUUUAUUGUAAAAGAGCCUUUGGAAUCCACUGCCGGCCAUGGGGAUGCUAGUGGAUGUGCGGACACGUGGGGCUGGCCUCAUGUUUCCUUUGACCAAGAGCUCACUUUGUUUCCAAACCUUGUUUUCCAAGGGUAGUCCUCAUUUCCUUUUUCUUACUUACAGGCUGGGUGGCUAGAAAGGGAGAAUGAUGUCUUAGGCUGUGGGGUACACUGCCCUCCUUCUGAGAGCCUGGUGAGGGUUGGCCUUAUAGAAAGAGAGGGAUAUGUGUGUGUGCGGAUGCAUUUACAUUGUCAUUUACAUCUAACUUAGCCAGUUUUGUAAAGUCAUACAAAGUAUUUUUAAUGAUAUCUGUACUUUGCAUAAAGCUAUGAAUGACAUAUGA
Molecule: messenger RNA, 8229 nt
Organism: Coturnix japonica (Japanese quail)
Lineage: Eukaryota; Metazoa; Chordata; Aves; Galliformes; Phasianidae
Gene: YLPM1
Product: YLP motif containing 1
Biological process (GO): regulation of telomere maintenance
Cellular component (GO): nucleus
Source: RefSeq, a predicted model, not a curated record